UCGACUACUUCCGGGGUUCUUCGUGUUUCCAACUUGUGCGGCUGGAGUGUGCUGGGGUUGCAUCUUCGAGAUAAAUAACCAUGUCUAUUGAAGUGGAAUCUGCAGACGUGGUCCGUCUGAUUAUGCAGUAUUUGAAGGAAAACAACCUGCAUCGGACCCUGGCCACGCUGCAGGAGGAGACCACGGUGUCUCUAAACACGGUGGACAGCAUCGAUAGCUUUGUGGCAGACAUCAACAGUGGCCACUGGGAUACUGUCCUGCAAGCCAUCCAGUCCCUCAAGCUGCCAGAUAAGACCCUGAUCGACCUUUAUGAACAGGUUGUCUUGGAGCUUAUCGAGCUGAGAGAGCUGGGAGCUGCCCGUUCGCUCCUUAGACAGACGGAUCCCAUGAUCAUGCUGAAACAGACGCAGCCAGAGAGAUACAUCCACCUGGAGAACCUGCUGGCUCGCUCCUACUUCGAUCCCAGAGAGGCUUACCCAGAUGGCAGCAGCAAAGAGAAGCGGCGAGCAGCCAUCGCUCAGGCCCUAGCAGGAGAAGUCAGCGUGGUGCCGCCCUCCCGUCUCAUGGCGCUGCUGGGACAAGUCAGUCACCUUAGAGCCUUCAGGGGCCUUGGAGAGCCUGUCACACGCAGAAAUUGUUUCUACUUUGCUGACGUUUCACAACUCUUUGUUUUCUUUCUUCAGUCUCUGAAGUGGCAGCAGCACCAGGGUCUCCUGCCCCCCGGUAUGACCAUCGACUUGUUCAGGGGUAAAGCGGCUGUGAAAGACGUGGAGGAGGAGCGCUUCCCCACUCAGUUGAGCAGGCACAUAAAGUUUGGACAGAAAUCUCACGUAGAGUGUUCUCGGUUCUCCCCCGACGGCCAGUAUCUCGUCACGGGCUCCGUGGACGGAUUCAUUGAAGUCUGGAACUUCACCACUGGGAAAAUCAGGAAGGAUCUGAAAUACCAGGCUCAGGAUAACUUCAUGAUGAUGGAUGACGCUGUGCUGUGCAUGUGCUUCAGCCGUGACACGGAGAUGUUGGCAACCGGAGCGCAGGAUGGAAAGAUUAAGGUGUGGAAGAUCCAGAGCGGUCAGUGUCUGAGGAGAUUUGAACGCGCCCACAGCAAAGGAGUAACAUGUGUGAGUUUCUGUAAAGACACCAGCCAGCUGCUCAGCGCCUCCUUCGAUCAGACCAUCAGAAUCCAUGGGCUGAAAUCGGGUAAGUCGCUAAAGGAGUUCCGUGGCCACGCCUCGUUCGUCAACGAAGCCACUUUCACCCCAGACGGGCAUCACAUCAUCAGCGCCUCCUCAGAUGGAACAGUCAAAGUGUGGAACGUGAAGACCACAGAGUGCACCAGCACUUUUAAGCCUCUUGGUACAUCGGCCGGCACAGACAUCACCGUCAACAACGUCCUGCUGCUGCCCAAGAACCCGGAGCACUUUGUGGUUUGUAACCGCUCCAAUACAGUGGUCAUCAUGAACAUGCAGGGACAGAUUGUGAGGAGUUUCAGCUCCGGUAAGAGAGAAGGCGGUGACUUUGUGUGCUGCACCCUGUCGCCCCGCGGCGAGUGGAUCUACUGCGUAGGUGAAGACUUUGUGCUCUACUGCUUCAGCACCGUCACAGGCAAACUGGAGAGAACGCUGACGGUCCACGAGAAGGACGUGAUCGGCAUCGCCCACCACCCCCACCAGAACCUGAUCGCCACUUACAGCGAGGACGGGCUACUGAAACUCUGGAGACCUUGAAGCAUCCUCAAGAGAGGAACCUGGACAUUUCUUCCCAUUUUUAUUCUUUUUUUUUUUCUUUUUUUUCUUUUUUUUUUUUGGUCAUUUUUCUGCUCUGGUGAAUUCUUUCCCAGGUUCAAAUGGACUUCUAAUGCUUAGAUGUACAGGAGGACCAUCAGUCUUUCACACUCAGAGUAACACAGAAGUAGGUGAUUAAAACAGAGUGUACAGUUUUUUUUAAGUUGUUUUUUGUAUCAUUAAAAUUUGACAGCUUAUGGCAUUUUAACGUAGUCUGUGGGACUUUUGUUCGUUAUUAGACAAGGACAUGUUUCAAAGUCGGUGCCUCAUUUGAAUAACAUCUACCAAUAAAAUAUGUAACGAAAUGCGGGUUAUAAAUCUGUCUGCAAAGCUACUGAAAUAAUGCAGAAAGUAGAAAAUUAGUCAUUAGUGAAACCAACCAGAGUUCAAACAAAAGCUCCUGAUUUUUCAUUUUCACUCACUGGUAAAAAGAAAACCUGCCUGACCUUUAAAGAUCUUGGAUGGAUUUAUUUUGGGUCCGUCAGAAAAAUGGACAAGUUUUGUUUUCAGAAUCUCACGUUUGUAAUUUAAUUUCAAUGAAACUAUUUGGUCUUUUCAUUUUUAUUCUUCAGAUGACUUCGGCCCUCUUUUUCUUUUUCUAUCACAGAUGUUGUGUAACAGCUGGACAGGAACUCCUCACAUUAAAACAAAGUUUUGAUCGCUUCA
This is a messenger RNA of Fundulus heteroclitus (mummichog), 2447 nucleotides long. It is a transcript of the gene smu1a, whose product is annotated as SMU1 DNA replication regulator and spliceosomal factor a. Gene Ontology annotation, biological process: mRNA splicing, via spliceosome. Gene Ontology annotation, molecular function: protein binding. The record is from RefSeq and is a predicted model, not a curated record. NCBI's taxonomy places the organism in Eukaryota, Metazoa, Chordata, Actinopteri, Cyprinodontiformes, Fundulidae. The transcript is spliced from 11 exons. Gene Ontology annotation, cellular component: precatalytic spliceosome. Bases 81 to 1724 code for a protein of 547 amino acids.